Molecule: messenger RNA, 4745 nt
Organism: Acyrthosiphon pisum (pea aphid)
Lineage: Eukaryota; Metazoa; Arthropoda; Insecta; Hemiptera; Aphididae
Exons: 8
Coding region: 186-1538 (450 amino acids)
Source: RefSeq, a predicted model, not a curated record
CCAAAGAUCCACUGUGGCUUUAAACUCGCACAUUAGGAACAAGGUGAUACGUUGUUAAGUCAUCGUCGGUCCUCGUGCUUGAAAUGUGCUAGUGCUGCGAGUGCGCGUUGACGUUAAUAACAUCGACACUGCAACUGAAAACCGCGUUUCCGUGUAAACACCGUCAGAAGAAACCGGUAUUCAAAAUGAUGUUUAAAUACAUGUGUUUGGUUUUGUUCAUAACGUGGUAUCAGUUAGCUGAAUGCCACCCUGCGAGCUCCAACGUCAAGGCAAUGGAUUCCAUGAUUGAAAAGGAAUCGGAAGCAUUUUUAUCUGUUGAAGCAGAAGGCUCUAGUCAUAAAAACGUCAGAGACAAAAGGACGAUCGGCUUCUUAAGGCAGCUGUUUCCAAAUCUAUCUCAGAUAGUCGACCGAAAGAUCCAACAAAUCACGCGAUUCGUAUUCCGCGUGAUCGGCAGGUUGGUGCUCCGGGGCGGCGGAGCUGGUGCCGGUGCGGGUGGCACCGCCGCCACUGGCGGUGCCGGUGGCGAAUCUAGUGGCAAUGGAGGCCGGCGGAUAUCGAUCACGCUACCCACGUUCCCACCGUCCACGGACGACGAGGACGAAGAUACAGCAACGGUCUUGCCGACGGCUGACACGUCGUCCUCGCCGGCCUCGCCGUCAUCAGACUCUGACCUGGCUGCAUCGAGAAUACUGGAGCCGGCUUCAUCUGAGGCGGCUGCCACCGAUUCUGCGCCAGCCGCAUCCGCAGACUCGACCACGGCUGCUGACUCAGCAGUAGCGGCUGACUCAACCUCAGAAGUGGCAGUCACCACCGCCGAACCAGCGGCUACUUCUGCCUCGGUCACCACCGCCGCCACCGAAGCCGCCCCCGUAACCAACGCCGCUCCGGCCGCCGGAUCAGUCUCCACCACCACCGUCGCCGCUGCUGCUGCCGCCGCUGCAAGUGCCACCGCCAACGCAAUCAGCUCGCCAACCACUCAAAUGCCAUUGGACUCAGACAACACAGUGGGCACCGGCAUUGUAAAGAGGACAGCGAGGGAAGUUUCGACGAACGAGCCGAGCUCAACGAAAAAACGGUCACCGCUCACAGACACUGAUAACGACGUGUCGUCUGACAACGCUUUGUCGUCGAACUCCGGCGACGACGCCCAAGCCGAGGCGGUUGCGGACGAAGACCCCAGGAACAAACGGUUCUUAUUCAACCUGCGAGGAGGAGCCGGCGGUGGAUCCGGCAACUUUUUAUUCGACCUGAUCCGAGUCCCACGACAGUUGGUGGCUGGAAGUGGGGCAAACCAAGACAGAGAUGAGUCGGCUGACUCAGUGCCGGCUGAAGCAGGAGAAGCCCAAGAGGUGCACGCGGACGUGAAUGCCAAGGAAGACGGAUACAGCGUCGGCGUACCCGGACCACUGACAAGAAUAUUCGUAAUCGCCAACAGGGGAGUUGCCAAUUUGGUUCAAGACUUGAUACUGAGAUUGGCCCAGACUACCGAACGAAUAGUGAACUUCAAAGCCAGAUUAAUUACAUCCCUCAUCUAAGCAAAUAUUCAAGUUUGUGUAGUAAAAUGUUAUUUAUUACCUGCAAGCGGCGUAUUUUAGUCAUGACUUAUGAGAUUAAAUCUUAGCUUAACGUUCGUUUGCACAACCAUAAACCUACGUCGAGUUUUUUUUUAUAAUUGACACGAUUUUCUUGAACUAUGUGUAUAAUUAUUUCCAAUUUGUGUUUUAUGCAUCAAUCACGUCGCGACGCGCACACUCACGCACACACACUCAUAUACACAUACACAUUCAAAUAUAUUACAACCAAAUCAAAAUUUACUGAAAUAGCCAACAGAUUUUAUUAUUAUUAUUUUUUUUUCGAAACGUUAUGUCAACACGAAUUAAACAUUAUAUUAUGUCGAUAACAAUGUUCGUAUCCCCGCACAGUCCACAACUGAUUUUAAUAUUCUAACUUUUGCAAAAUAAGUGCCAAAAUACAAAAUAUAAUUUUAAUACCAUCAGACCAUAACGAUACGUCGUCAUCCGCGAUCACCAAUUUUAAUUAACUAUACCUACGUCAUGUACUAAUAUCAAUAUUCGUGUUCUUAAUGAUUUAAUCAGCAUGUCAUAUAUGUACCUACUGCUGGUGGUUAUCGACAUUAAAACACUGAUUUCAGACUAUUGUAGUAAUUUAAUUAAUCAAUUAAAAAUUAUAAUCAAAAUUAUGUAGGUACUCCAUUUAUAAUUAUAAUUAGUAGUAGGUAUAUAAAACUGUAAAAACAUUAUCAUAUAAAUACUUAUUCUCCAUGUAGUAUAUUAUUUUUAUUUAUUAGACCCAUGAAAUACCUAUGUGAAAACUUGUCCACUGUAUAAAACAAUAUUGGUAUAAUUUUUUUUUUACAUAUUAUGUAGGGUUUAGGUAGUUUUUUCUUGUAUUUGUAAGUUACAAACAAAAUAAAUAAUUGCUCAACAAUUUUGUUUAUGUAUAAUAUAUUAUUACAUAACGCAUAAUAUGUUAUAAUAAUACGUAAGGGUAUCAUCUUAUUUUAAUUAUAAACACAUUUCAUCCAUGUUAGUAUAAUUUACCCAUAUACUCAUUACUCAUAUUAUAAUAUUGUAUAUAAAUAAUAUACUAUGUCCUUCGAUUCUCUUCAUAAAAAUAUGUUCUCCUAUAUAAGUAAUAUCGUAUAUACAGUCUACUGCGCCAUAUUGUAGACCAUAUAUUAUUAUACUUAUACCUAACACAUUAUAUUAUAUAUAUUAUCAUGAUGUAUAGAUAGUUGUCCAAUAUCUGUAAUAUUUAAUGUAGUACACUCGGGACCUACGUCACAAUAAUAAAAUGUACCUAACGUGCUCAUAGAACGAAAAACGUAACGCAUCAAUCUAAAUCUAUUCUAAAUGUACAUAGGUCAUUUCUUCUUUCAUUUAUUUAUUUUCAUAAUUUUUAUAUUAUUAUCUUUUUCUUUCAUAAAUAUCGUAAUCAUACUUAAAACAUGUGAUAGUACGUAAUCAUGGCUAUGCGGUUGAUAAUUAUUAUACCUACCUACCAUAUAUUAUAUCUAUAUAAUAGUUAAUAGGUAUCAUGCAUAUAUGAAAUUUUCCACCUAUUGUUGAACCAUUGGUACAAUAUAACAAUAACAUCAAUAAUAAUAAUAAAAACAAUAACAUAAUAUUGCAUAAUAUUAUUAUCAUCAGCUGUCGAUAGUAAUAAUAUAUGUAAGGUACAGUCAUGGUCUUUUCUACCAAAAUAAACAGCUACCAGGUUUACGCAUUAUGGCACGUUUCCACCAAAAACAAUAGAGGUUCGAUUCCCGUUUCCGCCAAAAUAUCAAUUUUUGUAAAUACAUUUCUGCUAAUAUUGUUUGUUAACUAUGUAGAUAGUAGUGCAACAAUUUAACGGUAGAAAAAUGAUUGCAUAUAAUAAUUGAAAAAUCUAAUAAUAUCAUAGUUAAGUAGGUAGGUACUUACAUAUUAGAUAGGUUCAAAUGUUCAAUAUAUAGUAAAAUUUCACAACAAUAUAAAUUAUUCUAGUAAAUUAUCAUAUUUCUUAAAAAAAUACAAUCACAUAUCAAUCAUAUUUUAUAUUUUAAAAAGUAAUUAUAAAGAAUUAAGAAAUUGUUUACCAAAGGGUAACCUAUACUAGUUUCAUUUGACUCAUGUAUUUUAAAUUGCAUUUUAUGUCUUGUUAGGUACUUAAUAUAAUAUAUUAUAACCUACAUAAAAAUGGUUUUCAAAUUAUUUUUGGCAGAAACGGGUAUUUCCCGGUAAUACAAUGACACGUCUCCGACUCUUGGUUCGUCUAGAAUCUAUAUUAUAAAUUUUAUAGCCAGGAAUAUUAUUAACAACAAUAACAAUAAUAUAAACAUUAUUGCAAUCGUCGAUCGAUCAGACGACAAUCUGUUAAAAACAUCAGACACAUAACGAACUGAAGUCGAGUACUUACUAACUUUAUUUUACCCGUCUAUUGCGUUAAAAUCAAAAUAAUUAUCGGACGUCCGCGUAUAAGGACGAUGGACUUUUGUUUUUUGCACUUUUUCGUGGACGUGCAGGUGACCAGUGACGUAUGGUCCACGGGUGGUGGUUUGGGGGGCUCAAGCUACUGCUUUUCAUUGAGUUUGUUUUUUAAACAUCUUCACAGCUCUAAUACACAUAUUCAUACAUUACCUAAAUUAGUUUAACUAUAAGUUUCAUAUUAAGUAGUCUUCACCUGUCAUAUCCAUUUCCUGCAGUACAAUAUAAUAAUAUUGUAUUGAUUUUUAAAAUAUAUUGUCAUUAAUAUGCCGGUUAAUAACACGUUCAUUUCCGUCGAUUUAGCUCAGUGCCAUGAAAUUAUACCGAAAAUUCUUAUUUUUUUAUUUGCGUUUGAUCCUCGGAUAUUAUAUAUUAUAAUAAUGAGACGGAUACAUAAUGACAUCUUACCUACUUAGAUACAAUUAUAAUGUAUGUUGUGUGCGUAUGUAUUAUAUAAUAUUAUAAUACUGCUGGUUCAGUCGUAUUUAAAUUUCCGGAUAUUAUAAUAUUAUGUAGGUAUAUUAUUGUAUUUCACUUAAUAAUUAAGCUAUAAAUCUGUAUGUUAUUAAAUCAUGAUCAUUAUAUUAAUAUUAUUAUUAUUUUAUGUGUGUAUUAAUUGUGUAAAGUCGUUAGUUGUUAAGUUAAUAAUAAUGAUGAUAUAAUAUUAAUUGAUUUUGUAUAGUUUUAAUGAUAAUGUAGACAAGAUUGAAAUAUAUAGUGAUUUUAAAUUAAAUAUAUUAUAUUAUAAUAUUCAAA